UAUACGCGAUGCGAUGCGGUCGUGAUUAUGUAUAGCGAUCGAUCGUGCGGUGUCAUUUGGUGUCAUUCUAACCUCUUCGCCAGCGCGGUCGCGUUCGAUCACUCUGUUCGUAAACGGCAAUUUCUCGAUUGUGGCGCGGCGUACGAGUUUUCAAACGGGUGCAUUUUCACGGCAUCGUUUAAACCAUAUCGUGACCAACUUCAUUUCAUUGCCACACUUCGAGUGAGACGAUUCGAAAGUGAACCACCUUUUGCCCGGUAUUACGGCGAGUUUCCGGCGAUCGUUUAUAUAAUCGUAUAUACUCGGUCUCUUGUCGACAUUAGGAAAGAUUGAACGUCGCUCAUACGAUUAGAGUUCCUCCAGCCGAUCAAGAUGUCACCUUUCGUCUCGCGAAUAAAUCAGAUCGAUGCUGCUCAAUUGGACACGGAAAUUUAUAAAGUGCUGAGGGAUAAAACCAAAGAGAUCACUAAAUACUGCACACCUGGUAAGAUUGACAAGUGGCAAGCGGAAGUGGACGCCGUUCUAAAAUUCCUAAUCUGGAAAUUCUCAUUGCAACGAGGUUCUUCGACAUUCGGCCAGCGGCUUCUCAAUCUGCACUACGUCAACAUCACUCAAAGGAAAGCUAUACUCUACUUGAUCCUAAGCGUCGUACCUCAGUACUUGAAAGACAAAUUGGCCCACGAGAACCUGUCCGAACGUGGUGCAUUUGCUCGAGCACUAAAGUCGCUCAUUGAUUGGAUGACGAACGUGAUCAAUCUCCUGGAGCUCGUCAAUCUACUCCUCUUUCUUCAUCGGGGUGUAAAACCACGCGUGAUAGAGCUUCUGCUUGGUCUGUCCAGUCAGUCGAUAACGACACACCGACCCAGAAUCAUUGGUUACUCGUACAUGGCGAGAGAAUUGCUCUGGCACGGUCUGAUGGAACUCUUCACGAUCGGUAUACCCAUGAUAAACUUCCACUACUUGAGACACGUAGUGAUGAGAUUAUGGCGACGACCGAAACCGUCGACCGGGUUGUUGCCGGUGAUGAACGCUGCGACCAAGUGCGCCUACUGUUUCGAGGACCCGAUUCUACCGUCGCACGCCGGCUGCGAACACUUGUUCUGUUACUACUGCCUGCAAGCUCACUUCACCGCGAUGAACGUGUUCCAAUGUCCUAGUUGCAACGCGGAGCUCCAUGCCGGAGAUAUGAAAAGAUACACGAUCGCGAGCGCGUCUUGGAGCGACGACGAGGAAUCGGAUGAUAGCUUCGAAAAAGUGGACGAUGGAUAACGCGAACGUACGUAUAUUUCCAGUUUUAUCAAAGUUAAAAGUGAUCCGAAACUGGAAGUGAUGUUAUUGUGAUGAACGAGUUACGUGCCUGAACUUUCAGUCUUAAUCACUAUCUUUACAAGUGAAAAUGGUUUUAUUACUAUGUGAUAAUGUGUUAAUUCCGUAAAGAGAGAGAGAGAGAGAUUCCCUGCAAUGACCAAAGUAAUUCAAUAAAACAAUAGUGAUUUGUCGCAACA
Cyphomyrmex costatus is the source of this 1505-nucleotide messenger RNA. It is a transcript of the gene Pex2, whose product is annotated as peroxisomal biogenesis factor 2. The record is from RefSeq and is a predicted model, not a curated record. The transcript has 2 exons. Bases 373 to 1269 code for a protein of 298 amino acids. Gene Ontology annotation, biological process: protein import into peroxisome matrix. Gene Ontology annotation, cellular component: peroxisomal membrane. Gene Ontology annotation, molecular function: zinc ion binding. NCBI's taxonomy places the organism in Eukaryota, Metazoa, Arthropoda, Insecta, Hymenoptera, Formicidae.